UUCCAUAACUACAGUUAAACGAUUGAGGAGCAGCGUUAGCACUGACUAGCUGUAAACUCCAGCCUUUUACUACUCAGAUAUGAAGCUCCCCAGAUAAAAAUAACGUGUAUUAAUCAUACUUAAACUCUAGCGAGGGUAGUUAACAGACUGUUAUAGGGUUUACUGUGCAGUAAACAUGGCUGAAAAACGAGUUGUUCCGAGCGGUAAGGUGUACAGACAGAUGUUUGAUGCCCAGGCUCAUUUAUCAUUGUCUCUUCAUGAAUCUCGGAGGAGGCGUGUUACUAAAGAAGGUUACUUUAGUGGAGAUGACCCUGUGAGCAGGGACACAGACAGUGGCCCACACCAGUCCACUGGGGCUAACCAGUGCUCGGAAGACAAAAGGAACCAGCAGUUUUCACGCAACAGGCCUUCAAGGACUGAGCAUCAGGUUGAGGCUGAAGAGGUUCAAGGACUGCCUGAUAAUGUUGUUUCAGCAAAGACAGGCUCUGACAUCAUUACACGUCUCGCAGAGAAAAAACAAAGGGAUCACUCAGAAGCCGUUGCUCAGCUCCAGAGAGACCUCUCUAUGAUCAGUGCGAGGUUUGAGCCAUUACUGAAACAGACCGGAGAAGGUCUCCUUCUCAGACUGUUGGAAUCUGAUGACGAGCUGGCAAAACUUAUGCAGAAAACAGAAAAUGUUGAUGACUUGGGGGCAUUUAGCUAUGAGGAUCUGCAAGACUUGUGGAACAUUGUUAGCUACACUUCUGCAACAAGGAGAAAAUGGAUAGAGGAGUUGGAUGAGACCUUCAUUAAAUAUGAGACUGAAAGAGCAUCUAUGAUUUCAGCAUUAUUAAAGAAAUAUGUAAGGGAACUGGAAAAAAUCGCUUACAUGAGGCCCUUUGAUGUCCACCGACUGAUAAAUAGUGAAGCCAUGAGGAUAAACCAGUCUUUAUUAGCAAAUAAACAAGCUAUAGCCAGACUGCACUUGAACCUGAUGGAGAAUGAUAUACUGAAAGAAAGUCAAUACCGGUUAAAGUGGGAGGAUAAGCUUCAGGACUGGAAAAGAAUGAAAGUUUUGACCACAGUCAGCAAGUUUAAAGACUUCAUACACAGCCCUCAAAUCCAAAGGCCACACAAUGUACAAGAAACUCUGUGCACCCUGUGGAAAAAACAAGAAAUGUACAAUGAGCAACGCAUCAAAAUUCUGGAGCAAAUCAGAACUAUGAUCCCUCCAAGAUGCUCAAAGUCAUUAGUUUCUGAGUGGUACUCUGCCUUAUCUUCAGUCAGUGAGCAGAUUGAUUGUAUGCACAUUAAGACUGUGGCAAAACUGCAUAAAUACUAUGAGACCACAUGGCAAGAGUGUUUGGAUGAAGUGGAACAAUUCAAGAAUGAAGUAUCUACCUAUGGAUUUACCUCAAAUGAGAUACAAGACAUUGUCAAUGCUGAGCUGCUACCUGAAACUAGCAAGUGCCAAAUGCAAACAGAGGAGCGCUUGGCAGCAAUGGAUAAAGCCUUUGAAGAUCUGGCCAAGACUGCAGCCCUCUUAAGUAAGUCAAUGUUCAAGUUUAUGAAUGGCACAGCUCGUCUCUGGGAGGUGCACACUGCAGGCCUGCAGAAGAGAGAGCAGCAGUUACAGGAUCAUCUUGAUGACCUUCGCAGCCGCUAUGAUCUGGAAAACCAGAAGAAAGAGGCCCAGCUACAUGUGUUGAUGGACAAACUCAGGCAGGAAAGCACAGAGGAGGCCCUAAAAACAACACUAGAGAAUGCUCUUGGUGUUUUGGAGGAAGUGAAGGAUGGGUAUAUGACUUUCAAUAAGGAUGGAGUCCAUACAGUGGAGAGCUACCCUGCAAUGGUCCUGGAAGAAUUACACACAUACAGCUCAUUAGUGAGCCAAUACUUUGAUGUCAAAGAAGUAUACAGCCAGGACAUUGAGGAGCUCCAAAAGCUGCAUCCUUCUCUUAAAUUUGUUUGCUCAGACGUCAGUUUGAAUGCCAGUAUAAAGCUGAAGAAAACAUUAGGAAGUCCUGGAAGGAAGCACUGCACAGAUGUGUCCCUAAAAGCUCAUUCUCGAGCUCAUUGCUCCCUUGAUUCAGUCCUCACUAAGGAACACUUUGAUACUGUCUCACAUGAGCUUAAAGACUCACAAGCCAUUGAAACUUUCAUAACUGCAAGCGGAAACACAUUCAGCGACCACAGCUUUGUAAUGUCGUGCGAUAGUGAAGUGGAUGUGAUCCUUGUGGAAGUGGAGCGAGUUUUGUUUCCAAAGGAUCUAGCGCUUGACUUACAAAAAAUUGUGAAAGAGGAAUUCCUUAAUCGCAUUAAGGAAAGAUAUCAGGAAGUACUGAAUAACACAGUGACCUUUGUUGAAGGCAAAAAGGAGGAGCUGAAGUCUGAGUUAGAGCUCCGCCUCCAUCUUCUCCAGUCUCAAGCCAAGAGGAUUGAAAUGGACAUUCAUAAUAUCCGAGCAGCUGAACUAAGCUUACAUCAGGAUUGUGUUGAUAGACACUGCAAGGGUAUUCUACAGGCCUUAGCUGAUUUACGAACUGACUUCACUGAGCUGCAGGUCAGACAGCAGGAAUUAACUGAAGGUUUUCACACUCAAAUCUACAACAUGGAGGAAACUUUUAAAACUGCAACAAAGUCUGAUAAACUGGUAAAACUCUGUGCUUCGCUACAAACCAGCUUAACCGAACAUACAAAUGUCAUUCAAGAACAACAGCGACACUUUCGACAAAACACAGAGGACAAGUUUGAGGGUCUCAGAGAGGCUAAUUCCCAAUUCAUGAAAUCUUUCAAGCUGUUUUCUGAAGGAGGAAAUUUCACCCCCAUAGAAAUUGAAAAAUACCAAAAACACCUCAAGAAGACAGCCAAGGACAUUGACUCCACUGAUGAGGCUUUGAUGCUUGAGAUGGAGAGCACUGAGUCCAAGUGGAUAGAACAGGCAAAACAUGUUAGCAGCAAGUUUGAAGAGAAGUUUCACGUUCUCACAGUGGAUCUGAUGUUUCUUGAGAAAAUCCAAAGAGUCCUGACUAACACACAGGUCAAGCUCAAAUCAGAGGUUGUAAAAAGCAAUAUGCAGAAGAAAAUGAUCAACACUAUGAUGAGUGAACUGGAAGAACUGAUUCAUGCUUGUUCUAAACCCACACCAGAUAAGAAGGUUGUGACAUCAGAAGACAUCAUCAGUAUGACAAAUUCGCUGAUAGAAGAACUAAAGAAGAGGUGUCAGUAUCUUGACUGCUUUUUGGACCCUUCCAUGGCUGUUCCAUUGCCUGAUGUCCCUCUGCAGGGGUCAUUUGCUGUGGCUACUCGUCCCCGCUCCCGUAAGCAUGAGAAUAUUACAGUUGCAGCUGGGAGUGACCUUCUCCAGCCCAGCAGCAGGGAUGUUGACUUCCUGAGCGAUACAGUUGUAGGGGUCAUCAAAGACCUGCUGAGGUUUAGCAAACCCAAAGCCGGUCAUGAGAUCGAAGCUGCUGAUAAAGUCAGGCAGUCAGCAGCAGGGACAGUCACUGCCAGACCAAGAUCUCCUGUGGGGCCAGGCCAAAGGUCAAGAGGAAGCCAGGGCAGGACAGGCCUGGAGACUGGCAGCUCUCAAAGUAUGAGAAGAUACUGCAAACCUAAUCGGCUUGAAAAAAGGUUCCAAGUGUUUGGCCCUAAACCAGAAGAUCAGCAGGGCAACCCCACAUUUAAGGGCCUCAUGUGCAACAUUCUGUGGAAGGCUAAUGAUGUUCUCCUCCAGGUGGCUGAGGAAUACUACAAGAGGAAAGAGCGCCGUCCCGUGAGCCGCCCUCAGCACAUUCAGGACUCUUUUGGGGAAUGUGCUGAAGAGCUAAAUAAGAGGCUUCUGGUCUACCAGAGUCAAUCUCAGGAUUACAGGAACCGCUGUGUGCAAGAAUUUCAGGAGCAGCUGAUUAAUAUAGAGGAGUGUAUGUGCAAGAUGCCAGAAGUGAUCCUUAAAAAACUGACGGACCAGCAUAUAGAGGAUCUGAGCAACAGUGUGGUGCUCAUUCAGCAGCAGUUUGAACAGUUUCAGCAACAAACGGAACAAAAGAAGAAAAAUCACAUCAGCAGACUGCGUGUGCGUUUGAGCCACUUGGACUACGAGGAGGAGCUGAACAGACUGAUCACAGAUGAGCAAGACAGACAAGAAGAGCAGAAGAAGGUCAUUCAGAACACCAGACUGGAACUCCAGGCCUGUAUUAGGAAGAGUGCAGAAGAGUUUGUGACUGCGCUCGCCACUUUGACAGAGAGCUUACUGUUUCAGCUGGAUAACAUUCUGACUACUGAAGAGAUCCAAGUGGAUGAGAAAAACAUGGAAAACAGCAGAACUCUUUUUCACCGUAAAAACACAGCUGCACUGCAGAGAGGGAGCAGGUCCUGGCAAGGAAUUAAUUACUUUGGGGGCACCGAUAACUCCUCUGCUAACCAACAACAGCGACAAACUGCCACCAUCACCACAGUUAAGACCACAAUGGUGCAUCUUAAAGCUAUAGAAGUUCGAAAUGCAUUGCAUCAGAGCUUUGAGCAGCAGGUGAUGGAGGAGCUGAAGAGAAUGGAGAAAUCCAGCCAGCAGCAGCUGGCUGAGCUGCGGAAUUGGCAGGAGCAUUGGAGACACCAGCUCAAGAUUCUGUCUACACUCAACUAACAGAGACUGGAAGACACAAGCUGUUCCGAAGCAUAGGCUGCAGAUUAUUCACUACAUCAGAAAAGGCUGUUCCAAACUGAAAGAUCCUUGAGUAUUGCAGGUGAUGUUCAAAAAAUAUUUUGGAGAAUGAAACUAAGGUAAUUCACUGCAUGCAUAAAAUGCUAAGGGUAAAAGGAAAACAGCACCACAAAAAUAAAGCAAAAAUGUUUGCGAGGAAAUGAAAAAGCACACAGAUUAGACGUGUGACCAGUAAGGCUACUAAGAACACGACCCAUCUUUUCUUCUUCAUUAAGCUGGUUUGAAUAAUUAUAUAUAUACAGAUUAAAGCAUCCGAGUAAGCAAUGUGUAAAAAUUUAAAAGGGAUUAAAUGAUAUAUUUAUUUGUUUAAAAAUGUAUUUACUUAAAUAAUCUACAUUGUGAAAAAUAUGAUAAAUAAACAGCACCAUUCUUUAA
Molecule: messenger RNA, 5074 nt
Organism: Astyanax mexicanus (Mexican tetra)
Lineage: Eukaryota; Metazoa; Chordata; Actinopteri; Characiformes; Acestrorhamphidae
Gene: ccdc180
Product: coiled-coil domain containing 180
Exons: 37
Coding region: 176-4621 (1481 amino acids)
Source: RefSeq, a predicted model, not a curated record